This is a messenger RNA of Bolinopsis microptera, 699 nucleotides long. RefSeq lists its product as uncharacterized. Bases 1 to 699 code for a protein of 232 amino acids. The transcript is spliced from 3 exons. The record is from RefSeq and is a predicted model, not a curated record. Lineage: Eukaryota; Metazoa; Ctenophora; Tentaculata; Lobata; Bolinopsidae.
AUGCCAUGGCAGAGUGCUUACAAGAGAGAGUUCGUGUUAACUCCUCACUGUCGGAAGAGUUUGAAAGUUUACUCGGAGCCUUUCAAGGUGACAGUUUAUACUUUAUCUGGAAAGCUAUUCACACUUAUUCUUGCAGCAGCCUUACACCACCUCAGAGCUGUAUCCGGGAGACCAAACCCACCAGUAUCAGAACUAGGUUUUCCUACUGAGUGGGAAUAUUCAGACGAUUGUGACUUUGCUGACGAGGACAUCGAGAAACUGAGAAUUUUCCUUCCUACAGCGAAGGAGAUUCUCAAAGACUGGAACCUCCAAGUAAACGAAAGUAAAACUGAAUUCAGUACCUUCUACCUGGCGAAAAAAUCUGAUAAAGACACAAACGGUCAGCCAUUAGCUAAUAACGAACCAUGGCGAAGUAACAAGUCACUAGGUUCCUUACUCUGCACUGAGAAGGACAUUCAAAGAAGGAGAAUCCUAGCUGAGAUUGCUUUUAAGAACUUUGGAAAAGUAUGGUUGUCCGGUAAGAAAAUUUCCCUUGAAAGAAAGCUGAAGUUAUAUGAUGCUCAAGUUGUAUCUGUAUUGAUUUACAACUCAAAUAGUUGGAGUCCUAAGAAAGCAACCAUGGAGAAAAUGGACACACUCCAUCGUAGACACCUCAGGUCCAUUUUAAACAUCAAAUGGCCUAAAGGUGACGACUUAUGA